This is a messenger RNA of Klebsormidium nitens, 4736 nucleotides long. Lineage: Eukaryota; Viridiplantae; Streptophyta; Klebsormidiophyceae; Klebsormidiales; Klebsormidiaceae. The record is from the annotation of a GenBank genome assembly.
GGGCGUUCGUGCUACUAGUACUACUAGUACUAGCACUUGGCAGUGGCGGCGGCGCAAGGGAACCCGUGAGGAAGAGAGGGGGCGGCGGGCCUAAGAGAAAGAGGGAGCCAAGCAGAUCUGCUCUAUUAGGCAAACCAGAAGCUACUAGCGAGGAGGGUUGUUUCGACCGGAAGCGCAAAGGAGGAUCAGCAAUGCCUGUCCCUUUCAUUGCAAAGUUUGCGGCCUUUUGGGUCGCUAAGAAAGCGACUGUCUACUUGGCUGCCAGGCUGUAUGGCUUCCCAAAGAUCUAUCGGAGGUUGUCAGAAGUGAACAAGCGAGUCCUUUUUCCGAACGAUCCUGCAAAGCAACAAAAGGUGUCCGACCUCCUGCAGAGCACCUUCCGGUUACCAAACAAGAUAGCCCAGCAGUAUAGCGAAUGGACAGGGGCCGUUCAAGCUGUCCCUCCAAGCGUCAAGGCGGUCACCGGACGUCCUUCAAAACCUCCCGUCACUUCUCCCAGAUCGGAGCAACUCAACCUUGUGCCGUUUGCAGCGAAACCGGCAUACAAGAAAGCAGAUGCGGGCAGAGAGAAACUUUUCUUCAGCGCUGCGAUGAGCGAGCUGCAGACAUGCCCCUGCGGCAAGCUUUGGCGACAAGCCCACCCUUCCCCUCCGCAACGGAAGAUUGCUCCCUCUGAUGCUGAGGUGGUGCACUCACUGGGCGUAUCUCUCACGAGCACUUUCUUUGCUCAGCAGCGGAAGCACAGUCUGCAUGCACUCAAAAGCCCAGCAUUGCCUUGCCGGAAGCCAAAAGUGUGGUGUCAAGCACAAGGGCAAUCGGGGAGCCAAAUUACAGAUCUCCCAUCUCGGGAAAGGGCCGGUCCUGAUGGGAAGAGCGAAUCAGCUGGCAUUCGCGUAGAGACCGGAGACAAGCAAAAGUGGGAGUUUGUGCAUCUGGCCACUGGCAGGCUGCAAUCUCUCCCAAAACGAAGGGGUGCUGGGAAGAAUGGCCAGGAGGGGCAGAAUGUACAGAAAGCAUCUCUUGAAAAAGACGCUGGGUCGGCCCGUGGACUUGAUGGUGGUAGUAAGGAUGCAUCUCCUGAGGAGCAGGGUGGGUUAGGGAGUCGGUUAGCUGCUAACCAGCGUAGUGGUAGUCAGGAAGAGGUCGGGACAUCAGAUCAGGAAUUAGAAGGUGGAUCAGAGGGGGUUCUUUUGGAUGGGGUGGGCGACUCAAAAGGUAGCGAUCAGAGGACGAGGGACGGGCGGUCGGGCCGAAGCAAUGUAGAGGAGCAAGGGAUCAGAGGCGAAGGGAACAGCAGCAAGGGGCUAACGAAAGGGGCCUCAGAACAAGCGUCUCUCAAGCGGGGUGAUGCCUUUCAAAAAGGUGCCAGUGGCGAGAAGGGGGAAGCUGCAAAGUGGUCGCUCGAGGCGAUCUUAGCCGGGCUUGAUCAGAAUGCUCCUAAGGCAGACAGGGCCAGGGUUUUGGACGCAAUCACUGGUUUUGAAGGGGAGCGGGAGGCUGAACCAAGCUCGGACAGUGCACCGAGUCAAAGGAGUCGAAUCGCGACUUCGAGUAGGUUAGGUGAACUUACUGAAGAACCGAGUCCUGAUCCAACGACCAAAUGGGAAGAAACGCCUGUAGAUGUCAGCUGGAAUGCGAUGGGGACGGUAGUGAGCAGAGGCAUCGAGGGGCCACCUGUAGUAGAACCACAGGAGUUUGCGCGCGAGCUCGCAGAGUUGGAGGGGUUUCCAAUCGGGAGGCUCGGGGUCUCAGAGGACCUGGGGGUUCCUGUCGCUUUGGGACUGGGGGCUUCAGAACGUGCAGGAAGUUCCAAAGGCUCUGGGGAUCCCAUCUCCAGGAAAGAGGCACGGGCGCGCGUGCGCGCUCGCAACCUCAGCACGCAAAGAGUGGUUCGCACGCUUGCAUUCCUUGAAGGCGUCUCCGCUAGUCACGACCGGAAAGUUCAGAAACUGUACAAAGAGGAGCUGCUGAAGUCAGCUGCGUUCCAGGAUGAGGCCGAGGCGGUGUCAAUUGGGAGGCCUGCGUUGGAGCUGGGGGAGCUGUUGACACCGCUCGUCGGGCGGCUGAGUACAUUAGAGUUGAAUAAAGUGUUGAAGGGGCUGGGAGAGCGGGGGAACUGGCGGAUGGCCGUGGGGCUGCUGCGGUGGAUGGAGGCGCAGCCGCAAUGUCAGCCGGACGAGUGGAGCUACAGCACGGUGCUGGCUGUCCUGGGGCGGCAGAAGCGGUCGACGGUGGCGGUCGCCGUCUUUGAGCGCAUGGAGUGGCGCGGCGUGCGUGCAAACGAGUACGUGUACAGCGCGAUGAUCGGUUGCUACGCAAACGUCCGCGAGUACAAGGACGCGCUGCGGACGUUCGGCAAAAUGGUCGCGGCGGGGGUCGAGCCGAACGUGGUCACCUGGAGCGCUCUAAUUGACGCGUGUGCGAAGGGCGGAGCCGGCAUUGCCACGUGCCUCAAGCUCUUUGAGCGGAUGGAGGCCUCGUUCCAAAAGGAGCUCGACGAGCAAGUGUACAACAUUCUGGGCGACGCCUACGCCAAGCUGGGCGACUGGGAGUCCGUCCAAACCCUGAUCCGGACGAUGGAGAAAAAGGGCGUCCGGCCGUCCGUCAUCACGGUCAAUACGCUAUUGGACGGGAUGGGGCGCGGUGACGCCCCGCUGCGGUCGCUUAUGGAGGUAUACGAGGGCAUGCUCCGAGCUGGGGGCCGGCCGAGCAGCCAUACGUAUAGCAUCCUGGUUAAGGCGUGCGGGUUAAGGGGCGACCUAACCGCGCUCGACCGGGUCUGGGGCGAGAUGUACGGGAACCCGGACUGGGUUAACAGCACGGACAAGGACCGGGUUAAGGUUUACGACACGGUGCUGAGCGUUUAUGCGGAACGGGGUUUGGUCAGCGAUGCGUUGCGGGUGUUCCAGGAGAUCAAGCGCCAGGGUUUGAAACCGGACCGGGUUACGUAUAACCUGCUGGUUAGCGCACUGGGUCGGAGCGGCCAGCUGGCGGAGGCGGAGAAGAUCCUGACGGUCAUGGUGAAAGACGGCUGCCCCCCAAACGUGUAUAGCUAUAUCGCGCUCAUGGAGGCGUAUCUGAGCGCCGGGCAGCUUAUGAAGGUCGACGAAGUGUUCCGGCGUAUUGAGGGGGCAGGGCUCGAGCCGACGGUCUCAGCAUUCAACCUGCUGAUGCAAGCUUACGUCAGCAGGGGGAAUCUCAAGCAGGCGGGGUCGCUGUUGACCGAGAUGCGGAAGCAGGGGCGGCAGCCGAACGCGACGUCGUACGCGAUUCUCAUCCGCGCCCACUCCACGUCAGCUGUCGCCACGUCAGCAAGUGCCACGUCAGCGCCGACGUCAGCAGCCGGGGACGCCUUCCUGGCGCCGUUCCGGAUCGUGGAGCUGUUCGACGAGAUGAAAGAGAGGGAAGCCGUCGGCUUGUUGCCCCGGGAGGCGCUUGCUGACGUCAUCCGAGCGCUGUGCGCGUGCGGGCGGCUCGCGCAAGCGACCGACCCGCUGCGCGAGCUGGUCUCGGUUCGGGGGGGUGGGUCGGAUGCGGCCGCGCUUGGGGAGGUAGUUGUGUCUGCCUGCAUGGCGGGGGGGGAUGUGCAAAGACUCCCAGUAGCGGUGGGGGGUGCGGUGGAAGCGGGUUGGGAUCUGGCGCCCCACGAGUUGCCCGGCUUUUUGCGCUUUCUGGCGGAAGGGCGGAACGGCGGACUGGCGGAAGGGAGUGCGGUGGAAAGAGUGCUCGGGGCACUCCGGGGAGCCCCCGAGGGGGGCCUUGGGCGGGCGCUGUGUGAUGCAACGUUGUCCGGGGGGAGCAACCAGGGGGAAAACGACGGGGGGGAAACGGGAAGUGGGACUGUAACGACCGGAGAGGCGCUGGAUAAGAUUGCGGCACUGCUCGAGGCGAAGAGAGAGCCGAAAGAAGAAGGAGUUGGGGACGGUGUUGCUGAUUGGGAACGUGUUGAUGACGUCACCACCGGCGUCGAUGAAAAACGUGUGGCGGAGGGGGGGCUUGUAGAGACGGAGAGUGCAUCGGGGGUGUCAGACGCUUUGCAGCGGGAUUCGGGGGGGCUGUUCGAUUUCGUUCCGGGCUGUGCUCUGCCGUCGACGGCUGAGCUGGAGCGAGUGUUUGACGGCCUUGGGUUGGGAUUGGAAGAUUGGAAAGGAGGACCCGGGUCUGAACCAGAUUUGCCUCCAGGGCGAUUUAAGAAAAUUCCGGUCGAAGUUCAAUGGCCGCAGCGGCGGCUCCCGUUGCCCUGGGGGGGUCCCGAAGGGGGUGUCGCAACCGGGCGCAGCGCCCCCGCAAAAAGUUCGAAGAACGGGCGGAACGUAAUCCCGGUCAAGGAGGGGGGCCAGAACGGAAGCUUGCUAGAGGCUCCAUCGUCGGCAGAGCAAGAACCGGGCGCUCCGCAAGCUAGGGUGCAAAAACCGGAAGCCAGAGGGGCAACGCCGUCCGCAAAUACUGACACGCGUUAUGCAUCGUUCUUAGCGAGGGUCGAGGAUAGUCUGUCAGCCGAAGACCUGCGGUCGGUUCGUACAUUCUUAGCAGCGUUGACAUCGGAAUUCGAGAGGGGACGUAGUGAGCGGGUUGUGCGUUCGAAAUAGAAAGGAAGUACUUUAAGACUGAAGAUUGGCCUACGAAGGUGUGUUGCAAUUGAAGGACGGACUCGAAAAUUGCGAGCAGACGUGUUUCAAAGUGUUCCGCUUGUCGAAGUGGAAAUCCUGCAUAAGUAGACUUUGCAUUUUUCUUCU